This is a messenger RNA of Juglans microcarpa x Juglans regia, 432 nucleotides long. RefSeq lists its product as uncharacterized. The coding region runs from base 1 to 432 and encodes 143 amino acids. The record is from RefSeq and is a predicted model, not a curated record. The transcript has a single exon. Lineage: Eukaryota; Viridiplantae; Streptophyta; Magnoliopsida; Fagales; Juglandaceae. Gene Ontology annotation, molecular function: RNA-DNA hybrid ribonuclease activity; nucleic acid binding.
AUGUCUCUGUAUAAGUCUUAUUCAUAUUUAAGCUUAUCAAUUACUACUGAGGUGAGGAAGAUUUGUAGAUUGCAGCCUCCAUUAAGGGGUUAUUUGAAACUUAAUGUUGACGAAGCUGUUUUCUCGGAUAUGAGGAAGACUGGAAUUGGGUUGAUUUUAAGAGAUAGCUAUGGAAAGAUGGUAAUGACAACAACUAUUUCAGAAAUUGAAGUGAAUGAACCUGCAACAAUCGAGUUACUUGCAGUGCUAAGAGGGUUGCAACUUUGCAUUCCUCUUGGUAUUCCUAAACUGAUCAUUGAGUCUGACUAUUUGCUUAUGGUACAGGAAUUACAAGCUGCCUAUGAUACUUUCUCAGCUAAUGGGAACUUAGUUAUGGAGGUAAAGAGCUUAAUGAAUUAUUUCCAGGAAGUUAGCAUUGAGCAUGUUAACUGA